Sphenostylis stenocarpa is the source of this 198-nucleotide messenger RNA. The record is from the annotation of a GenBank genome assembly. NCBI's taxonomy places the organism in Eukaryota, Viridiplantae, Streptophyta, Magnoliopsida, Fabales, Fabaceae.
AUGUCAAUGCCUGGCAUGAAUCGUGAUGAUGACUUGCGAGGCAGUCAUUUAUUGGUCAAGCAUGUUUUUGACUAUGGGGAGAUGAAAAGGAUGGGUAAGGUGGGGUCCACCGCACACUAUCGAUUUAUGCUUUUGCAGGGAAUACUAGAUCCGAGACCUCGCCGCUUGGAGCGUCUCUACGCUGCGGGAAAACCAUAA